This is a messenger RNA of Trichoderma breve, 255 nucleotides long. RefSeq names its product heavy-metal-associated domain-containing protein. The transcript is spliced from 2 exons. Gene Ontology annotation, biological process: copper ion transport. Gene Ontology annotation, cellular component: cytosol. Bases 1 to 255 code for a protein of 84 amino acids. Gene Ontology annotation, molecular function: metal ion binding; copper chaperone activity. Lineage: Eukaryota; Fungi; Ascomycota; Sordariomycetes; Hypocreales; Hypocreaceae. The record is from RefSeq and is a predicted model, not a curated record.
AUGGCCGACACGCACACCUACGAGUUCAACGUCACCAUGACCUGCGGCGGCUGCUCCGGCGCCAUCGACCGCGUGCUCAAGAAGCUUGACGGCGUCGAGAGCUACGAGGUUUCCCUCGAGAACCAGAGCGCAAAGGUCGUCACUGCGCUGCCCUACGAGACGGUCCUGACGAAGAUUGCCAAGACUGGCAAGAAGAUUAACUCUGCGACGGCCGAUGGUAUUGAGAAGUCGAUUGAGAUUCCCGCUGCUGCGUAG